AUGAGCUCCUUCUUAUUCCAUUAUUUCCUUCUUUCUCUUGCUUUCUUCUUCACUCCCAAGCUCUUCCUUCAAAAUAAGAAGCUCAAAAACAUCCCACCUGGUCCACCUUCUGUUCCCUUUAUCGCCAACCUCCACCAACUGAAAAAGCCACUUCAUCGUGCCCCUCACCGGAUUUCUCAACGUUAUGGCCAAAUCAUUUCUCUUUGGUUUGGCUCUCGUCUUUUCGUCGUUGUCUCGUCGCCGUCCGCAGUCCAAGAAUGCUUCAACAAAAACGACAUCGUCCUGGCAAAUCGGCCCCGCUUUCUUACCGGACAGUAUGUUUCUUACAACUGCACCAUCAUAGACUUCGCUCCAUAUGGCGACCACUGGCGCAACCUCCGUCGCAUUACGGUAGUCGAGAUGCUCUCGAGCCACCGUCUAAACGCAUUCUUGGAAAUGCGAAGAGACGAGGUGAAGCGCCUGGUGCAAAAGCUUGCUCGAGACUCACAUAAAGAGUUCACCAAAGUGGAGAUGAAAUCAAGAUUCUCCGAGAUAAGCUUCAACGCUCUCAUGAAAAUGAUUUUGGGGAAAAGGUAUUGGACAGACGACAAUGAGGCUGGGGAUGUGGAAGAGGGAAGAAAAUUUCGAGGGAUUAUGCAUGAGUUUGUGCCAAUAGCAGGGGCAAAUAACGCUGCAGACUACUUGCCCAUAUUGAGGUGGUUUGAUUAUGAUCACUUGGAAAGCAGGCUCAAGAGUAUGGCCAAGGGAAUAGACGGGUCCCUGCAAGGGCUCAUUGAUGAGCAUCGAAAUCAAAGCACAAAGCAAACUCUAUGA
Messenger RNA from Neltuma alba, 813 nucleotides. RefSeq names its product cytochrome P450 81E8-like. The record is from RefSeq and is a predicted model, not a curated record. Bases 1 to 813 code for a protein of 270 amino acids. Lineage: Eukaryota; Viridiplantae; Streptophyta; Magnoliopsida; Fabales; Fabaceae. The transcript has a single exon. Gene Ontology annotation, molecular function: heme binding; monooxygenase activity; iron ion binding.